Molecule: messenger RNA, 1168 nt
Organism: Thamnophis sirtalis
Lineage: Eukaryota; Metazoa; Chordata; Lepidosauria; Squamata; Natricidae
Source: RefSeq, a predicted model, not a curated record
AGCUGGCGCUGCACCAGGAAGCAGAUGACGAGGCCUUCCUGCAGCAAUACCGCAAGCAGCGCAUGGAGGAGAUGCGCCGGCAGCUGCACCCAGGCCAGCAGUUCAAGCAGGUCUUUGAGAUCCAGAGUGCCGAGGCCUUUCUGGAGACGGUGGACCAAGGCGACAAGAAGACGCUGGUCAUGGUCCACAUCUACGAGGACCACAUCCCCGGCGCAGAAGCCCUGGACGGCUGCAUGCUCUGCCUGGCCGCCGAGUACCCCACGGUGAAGUUCUGCCGGGUGCGCAGCUCCCUGAUCGGCGCCAGCUCCCGCUUCACCAGCAACGCCCUGCCGGCCCUACUGGUCUACAAGGGCGGGGAGCUGAUCGGCAACUUCAUCCGCCUGACCGACCAGCUGGGCCAAGACUUCUUCGCCACGGACUUGGAGGCCUUCCUGCAGGAGUUCAGCCUGCUUCCGGAGAAAGACGUGGUGCUCUACACCUCCAUUUGCAACGCCGCCUCUUGCUACGACGACGAGGACAGCGAUUUGGAGAUCGACUGAGAGCCAGAGCCACGGGAGUCCCCGGUCUCUCUCUCUCCCCCCCUUCCCUCCCCUAAGAGUUGGCUCGGGAAGGGUAGCUGUUUACCCUAAAGCCCCCUCACCAAACCCCUCCAGCAGAUUUGCCACUUGUAGCGGCUUCUUUGGCGGUGCCCGUCCCGAGCCGAGCCCUCCUCCUGGGUACUGCGUAGAUUCAGAAAUAGGCCUUUUAGUUUGGAGUCCUGUCACCGCAGCCACCCUGAGGGGAGGGGUCAGCCCCACUGUUUCCUGCGAGAAAGCGAGCCACUCGUCCUUCGCUUCAACCUGACCAACGUCGAGAGGACACCGAUGGUCUCUAGAGUUGGGGGGGGCGCUCCUAGCUCGGGUAUCUUUUUUUCCGUCCCGUGAAAAAUUUUGGGAACCGGCAAUCUCUCUCUCUCUCUCUCUCUCUCUCAAUAUCUCUCUCGAUCUCUCUCGAUGUGGCCCUCCCCCUGGGUUGUCUGUCUGUCUGUCUCUCUCUUUCUCUCUCUCUCCCUUCCUCCCUCGCUCCCUUCCCUAUGUGUCUUGUGCAGAUUGACUGUUGAAGGCUCCUUCAUGCCUAGCGAAACUUAAACCGUGUUUUCUUAAUGCAAUAAAAAAGAUUUAAAAUCGGA